Molecule: messenger RNA, 1327 nt
Organism: Annulohypoxylon truncatum
Lineage: Eukaryota; Fungi; Ascomycota; Sordariomycetes; Xylariales; Hypoxylaceae
Product: phosphoribosylaminoimidazole-succinocarboxamide synthase
Exons: 1
Coding region: 233-1159 (308 amino acids)
Biological process (GO): 'de novo' IMP biosynthetic process
Cellular component (GO): cytoplasm
Molecular function (GO): phosphoribosylaminoimidazolesuccinocarboxamide synthase activity
Source: RefSeq, a predicted model, not a curated record
AAAUAUUCACGUACCCGAUCUACUCCGAUUUAGCCCCAGCAAAGUUUUCUUCUGUUAAAGAAAUACACUAAUAGUACAAGGUACUAGCUACAUUUUUAUCAUCCGGGGAAAGUCUAUAAAAAAAGCUCACCAAUCAUCUAACCCCUUCGAUACACAUAUAAUUACUUAUACAGCUCAUAUAUGACUCUGGAUGUUCUAUAAGUAGGAAAUCUUAAGGGGAAUAGAAGCAAAAAUGGGCUCAAGUCAGAUCCUCACGGAAGUCAAUCUGACGUCACUCCCCAAGCUCGCUGAGGGAAAGGUGCGCGACCUGUACAGCGUCGACGACAACACUCUCCUAUUCGUCACCACCGACCGCAUCUCCGCCUACGAUGUCGUCAUGAAGAACGGCGUCCCACACAAGGGCGAGCUGCUGACCCUGCAAUCCGUGCACUGGUUCAACGUGCUAUCGGAAAGGGUGCCCGGCCUCAAGACGCACUUCUUGACCACCGACGUCCCGGCCCGGGUCUCGGCCGAGGAGGCGCGGCUCAUCCGCAACCGCAGCAUGCAGGUGCGCAAGCUGAAGGUGUUCCCGCUCGAGGCCAUCGUGCGCGGUUACGUCACGGGCUCGGCGUGGAAGGAGUACAAGGCGCACGGCACGGUGCACGGCACGCGGCUGGCGCCCGGGCUGCGCGAGUGCGACGCCGUGCCCGGCGGCCCCAUCUACACGCCGAGCACGAAGGCGCCGCUGGGCCAGCACGACGAGAACAUCUCGCGCGAGCGGGCGGCGCAGAUCGUGGGCGAUGCGUACGCGGCGCGCAUCGAGGACCUCGCGCUGCGCGUGUUCCGCGCCGGCCAGGACUACGCGGCCGAGCGCGGUAUCAUCAUCGCGGAUACCAAGUUCGAGUUCGGCCUCGACGAGACGACGGACGAGGUCGUGCUUGUCGACGAGGUGCUGACUUCGGACUCGUCGCGUAUGUGGCCGAUGGAUAAGUACGAGCCCGGCCGCGACCAGGAGAGCUUUGAUAAGCAGUUUUUGAGGAACUGGUUGACGGAGAAUGGGCUCAAGGGGAAGGAGGGCGUCGAGGUGCCUGAGGAUGUGCUGAGGGCCACGGGGGAGAGGUACGCGGAGGUGUUUCGUAGGUUGACGGGGAAGACGCUGGAGGAGGCUUUGCAGGGUUAGGGGAUGGGUAAUGUGCGGUGGGACAGAUAAGGGAAAAGGGGAAUCUUUCGAUACCUGCUAGAUAUACAACGGUUUACGACGAGGGAAAAAAAAAAGAACGUAUUGAUCAGGGCAGGUCAAAUCGUGGCAGCUAAUAUUAAGCAAAGUUAAACUAAACUACAACAAACA